GGGCCUAGCGGAGCGCCGGCCUCCACCUUCCUUCCUUCCUUCCCUCUUCGUAUCGCGCGCCAUUUUGACCCAUAGGCCCCUUCCUUUACUCCUUUCUACCACUCUGCCACCGACUCCUCCCUCCCCUUCCCCUUCCCCACCACCACCCUCUCGCCGCCGACGCCGCCGCCGGGGAUGGGGGGAACGCACUUCGCCGACGACGACCUCGCCCACGAGGCCACGGGCGACGGAGAUGUGGGCCGCCGCGACGUGGGCAAGAUGGAGCACGGGUGCGAGCAUUAUCGGCGGAGAUGCAAGAUCGUAGCGCCCUGCUGCAAGGAGGUGUUCCCCUGCCGCCAUUGCCACAACGACGCCACGGCUUUGGGUGAUCGGCAUAAUAUAUGUCGCCAGGAUGUUGAAAAAGUAGUGUGUGUACUCUGUGAUACUGAACAACCGGUGUCACAAGUGUGUGUAAGAUGUGGAGUCAAUAUGGGAGAAUACUUCUGUGAUGUAUGCAAGUUUUAUGAUGACGACACAGAGAAAGGGCAGUACCAUUGCCAUGAUUGCGGCAUAUGCAGGGUUGGCGGCAAGGAAAACUACUUCCACUGUGCAAAGUGUGGGUCAUGUUACGCUGUUGCAUUGCGUGAUAACCAUCAGUGUGUGGAGGAUUCAAUGAGACAGAACUGCCCAAUCUGUUAUGAGGUAACAUCAGGAACUUGUACUGUUCCACUUAUUGGAACUAUUGAGAUGUUUAUAGUGAAAUUUUCUGUGCAGUAUCUAUUUGAUUCAUUAAAAGGAACAAGAGUUCUAAACUGUGGACACACGAUGCACAUGGACUGUUUCGCUGAGAUGGUGGACCAUAAUAAAUACACUUGUCCAAUAUGCUCUAAGACAGCUCUUGACAUGACAGUUCACUGGGGCAUGUUGGAUCAAGAGAUUGAAGCAACAAUUAUGCCUCCUGUAUAUCGUUACAAGGUUUGGGUUCUUUGCAAUGACUGCAACAAAGUCUCAGAAGUGGACUUCCACGUGAUUGGCCAUAAGUGCAGCCAUUGCAACUCAUACAACACUAGAUCGACGUCGCGGCCUGCAGAUUUAUCAGGAAGCAGUUCUCCGUCGACAACAGACUCAUCUUAAGACAACCUCCUGUAGAGAAUACAUCAUACUGGUGUAUCACCUGGUCUGUGCAACCAAUGCCAGAACCAUACACAUAGAAGAAGCAUUGUUUCGCGGCAUUGCCCGUCUAGUGUCAGCCCCAUCCCUGGGCCUUUGCCGCUUUACCAUUCUACCAAGAUUCAAUUCAUCUCUUGAAUCGUCAGCUACUAGUGUAUUUGCUGCGAACAGCGUUGCUUGAUUACUUGGAAGUCUGUCUUAAAUCUGUAAUACAGCACCAUUACUCUGUACCACCGUGGAUGAAGCCCAGCAUAUGCUAUAUUCCCCAGGAGUUGAAUUCUGAGCUGCUGUAAUCCAUGGGAAUUGUGUGUACGCUGCUGUUGUCAGGUCCCUGAUUGUGUUAUUCUCACAAUUUGAGAGAAGUUUAUUAGAUUUUUACACCAAA
Triticum urartu is the source of this 1534-nucleotide messenger RNA. RefSeq names its product E3 ubiquitin-protein ligase MIEL1. Gene Ontology annotation, molecular function: zinc ion binding; ubiquitin protein ligase activity. Lineage: Eukaryota; Viridiplantae; Streptophyta; Magnoliopsida; Poales; Poaceae. Gene Ontology annotation, biological process: protein ubiquitination; ubiquitin-dependent protein catabolic process. The record is from RefSeq and is a predicted model, not a curated record. Gene Ontology annotation, cellular component: nucleus.